Molecule: messenger RNA, 2294 nt
Organism: Cylicocyclus nassatus
Lineage: Eukaryota; Metazoa; Nematoda; Chromadorea; Rhabditida; Strongylidae
Source: the annotation of a GenBank genome assembly
AUGGAACCCAUAACAUCGAUUGCCACGAACACUCAAUUAAAUUUUCUACUACCUCAAGGUUCUAUUGGACUACAUGACAAGCGGAUACGAAGGAUAGAUCCUCAAGGAUGUCUUUAUUGGAUCACACAACGAGCAAAAUACAAAUGGAUAAAGGCUGAAGAUCGAAGCAAAGGCAUACGAUUUGGCAAACUUCCACGCUGGCGGGUUCAUCCACGAGCUAUCACCGUUGCGCGGAUGAGUAGCAACAACCACAGCCAACUGCCGUCUGCUGCGGUCUCUUCAUCGGCGCCGUCUUCAGCUACAGCGUUAUGUGGUCCAAAUGGCUCCUCCAGCAGCGCUGGUGAACGAAGCGAUCGAAGUGGUAGUCGUUCUGGAUCUCCACCAUCCCAGUUCAUGGGUCCCACGCCACCAAAUCACGGAGUAGCAGCUCCUCACCAAAAGAAUCUUGCGAGGGUGCAAGCAACUGCACCUCCAGUAGUAACGUGCUCACCAUCCUCGCUAUCCACACAGAGUGUUGCUCCUCAGAUUGCUACAAUCGGCGCAAGUGAACAUACGGAUAGCAGUGCGGAAGUCCUCUCAGUAUUUGAAUGCCCAGUUUGUCUGGAGUAUAUGCUGCCGCCAUAUCUGCAGUGUCAGGCAGGUCAUUUGGUUUGCGGGAAUUGUCGUCCCAAGCUUCAGUGUUGCCCAACGUGUAGAGGACCAACUCCAAGCGUACGAAAUCUUGGUCUUGAGAAAAUUGCAAACACCGUCCGUUUUCCUUGCAAAUUCGCUUCGUCCGGCUGUCCUCACGUAUUUUACCAUUUUGACAAGGUUGAGCAUGAAGAAAUCUGCGAAUGUCGCCCCUAUAGUUGUCCCUGUCCUGGCGCUGCAUGUAAAUGGCAGGGAGCUUUGAACGAUGUAAUGGAUCAUCUCAAGAAAGUGCAUAAAAGCAUAACCACCCUUCAAGGAGAAGAUAUAGUAUUUCUUGCUACGGAUAUCAAUCUACCCGGAGCUGUGGAUUGGGUCAUGAUGCAAAGCUGCUUUGGAUAUAAUUUCAUGCUCGUCUUAGAGAAACAGGAGAAGUUUGAUCAUGGGCAACAGGUUUUUUAUGCUGUUGUGCAACUUAUUGGAGCGAAGAAGGAAGCUGACAAUUUUAUGUAUCGAUUGGAACUAUCAACACAUCGUCGUCGCCUGUGCUGGGAAGCGACACCACGUUCAAUUCAUGAAGGAGUAGCACAUGCUAUCCAACUUUCAGACUGCUUGGCCUUCGACACACCAACAGCACAGUUGUUUGCGGAGAAUGGGAAUCUCGGAAUUAAUGUCACUAUCAGUAUGGUGUGAGACAUACGUCAGGUGGCGAUCUACCUUGCAGCACAGAAAUGUCUGCGUAUGAUAAUUGCAACUCAGUAUUUCGCUAUGCUUGCAGAUCUAUCUCCUUUUUUUGCAUGAGUACCUAGUAUAUUACCAUAUCGAGUUCAGAGAACUAUAUUUGUUGACUUUGAUUUCAACUUCACUGAUUUCAUGUUUCUUGUCCGCGUAGAAUGCUUCCGCUUCAUUAUUGUUAUACUCAAUCAUCAGUCCGCGUGGUGUAGUAACUUGAUGAGGCAAUCACAUCUCCAAGUUCGAUCGAUAAUUGUAAUUGGUUCCGAAUUGUCUAGAAAUGCCUUCCGAGUUGCAUCUUGAGGCAGCGUGCAAGUCGAUGUAACUAUUGUAGCUUCUUUUUUUGUGCGGGUCCUAUAGAGAAGAAGUAGUUUUUGUUUUUGGCAGUCAUCUGUCCUCAUGUUCUGGUUUUCAGUUACGCUUACAGUGACUUGGCUCCAACUUGUCGAAUAGUUGUUGACCAAGUUCCUUGCUGUUAUCCUCCUUGACUAAAGAUCAAAGCCUUUGUGAUCGCACCUAUAAUGAGUCGCUGUAUCUUUCAAGAGCAUUUUAUUUUGGCAGAUAAUUGCUGUAUUACUAGUAGUCUAACAUUUUGACUGUGCAAAUCAUGUCGUUGUGUUUAUUUUUUUGUUUGUGAAUACUGUUUUCGACAAGUCUUUUCAUGUUUUAUUUUCAUCGCCAAGGCGAACACAAACGAAUAGCGGUACCAACCUGAAUCUGCCACAGAGUGGAAAUUGAAUAGCAAACUGUAGGGCCUGCGUAGUCGCAAGAGUCGGUACCCGAAUCUUGAAAAGUACGGAUUGUUCAACUGGUUUGAGGCCAUGUAACAUCCGCGCGUGCAAUGGCCGCAAACUCAUCGACUUCGGCGUCCUGAAAGGGAUUGUUUCACUCGCGUGUGUUCACUGUAGCUGAGAACUGAGAAUGUGGAGAAAGGG